Molecule: messenger RNA, 4533 nt
Organism: Cuculus canorus (common cuckoo)
Lineage: Eukaryota; Metazoa; Chordata; Aves; Cuculiformes; Cuculidae
Gene: LYSMD4
Product: LysM domain containing 4
Exons: 4
Coding region: 626-1453 (275 amino acids)
Source: RefSeq, a predicted model, not a curated record
GAGCCCCGCGGGAGCGUCCGAGGGCACCGCAUCCGGAGUAGGGCAGCGGAGCUGGGAUGGGGAGGCACUGGCACAGGUUGCCCAGGGAAGUUGUGGCUGUCCCAUCCCUAAAGGUUCAAGGGCAGGUUGGAUGGGCCUUGGGCAGCCUGAUCUAGUGGGAGGUGUCCCUGUCCAUGGCAGGAGGUUGGAACUAGAUGAUCUUUAAGGUCCCUUCCAACCUGAACCAUUCUACGUUUAUGUGAGCAGCUGAGGGAACCAGGGCUGUUUAGCCUGGGAAAAAAAGUUGAGGGGAGACCUUAGCACUGUCUACAGCUGCUUGAAAAGAGGUUGUAGCAAGGUGGGUGUUGGUCUCUUCUCCCAGGUUACAAGUGACAGAACAAGAAGGAAUGGCCUCAAGUUGUGCCAGGAGAGGUUCGGAUUGGAUAUCAGGAAAAACUUCACUGAAAGGGCUCUCAGGCACUGGCAGAGGCUGCCCAGCUGGGUAGUUGAGUCCCUGGAGGUGUUUAAAAGACAGUGUGGCUGUGAGUCCUGGGUGCCAUUCUGAGUGAUUGAAACACCAUAAAAUGGUGGUGGUUUUGCCAUUAGGAUCCAUCAUGGGAAGAAUAUUAAGGUGUUGGUAUAAAAGAUGAGGUUGAAUGAGAACCGGACAAGAUCCUUCCAGGCUCCUGUCACCGUCCACAAUUUCCCAGGCAGGCAAGUGUAUGUGUUUCCUGGUGGCCAAUCUGGUUCUGAAGAGUCAUCAGAGGAGGAACUCAAUGUUAUGGAAUUGCGACCGAGGGGCAAGGAGCAGCAGCAGCGAUGCAGCACUUCUCGGGACAGAGUUGGAGAUGUGGUACUACUGGAACGAGAGAUUACGGAGGAUGAUAAUCUUAACAAGCUAGCCCUGCAGUAUGGUUGUAAAGUUGCGGAUAUCAAACGUGUGAACAACUUCAUCCGGGAGCAGGACUUGUAUGCACUGAAGUCAAUCAAGAUCCCUGUGAAGACCCAUGGGUUGUUAACGGAGAACAGCAGAGAACUACGGCCGCCCACGACUGCGCUCUCCCAGACUGGCCUGACGCUCGUGGACUUACCAGAGCCUGAAGAUGGCAUGAGCAGCUCUGCUGACAGCAGACACCUGAGUGACUACUUCAAGGGGAUUGACAAGAGCAUUCAGGAUGCGGUGCAGGCAGAGGUGCAGCUAAACACAGAGUAUUGCAUGGAGAGGCCGCUGCCUGAGUCAGGGAAGCAGGAGACCACUAAUGGUGCGGACUGUGGAAUCCAGUGGUGGAACGCAGUUUUUAUUAUGCUCCUGAUAGGAAUUGUCCUGCCAGUGUUUUAUAUCAUCUAUUUUAAAACUCAAGGCCUGGCGGCCCAUACCUCCAACGUAACACAAACCUCAAAUAUUACAAAUAUUUCAACAGAUGGAUUGGAAGGGAAAUUACCGCAAAGCUCAGUUGUAGGAAGAAAAUCCUGAGGGGGAGAGUUGGGCAAACCCUGCCUCUCCUCUUGACACUGACACCACUGCGCCCGUGACUCUGAGUCGAGUGCAUUCAGGGGGAUAAUGAUACAGGUUAUUUUUACUUUUUUAAGUAGCUGAUGUUAUAAUCAUGAACUUGACAGAAAGUGAGGAGGCGAUUUUUGUGGAAGAAUAAGGAUGCUUUAUUGCUUAUAAGGAUCACCAGGCCGCUGGCCUAACAAUCAUGAACUCCACUGAGGGAAGGUGUUUUGUAGCCAUGUACUCAUCUUGGUUGCUUCAGGUAUUUCUCAAUGCCUUGUCUAAGAAGCGAAACCUUUGCUGCUGUGAAGAAAAGUGCAGUAUUAAUGUGACUGGAGACUUGGGGGUUGUUUGCAUUUUAAGAAAACACUUUUUGCUUAGAGUAGAAGCAGGGACUCUUCUUUUUCGCUGAACUGUCAUUUUUAUCUCCUGCAGACCGUGGCAGCAUUGGCAUAAUUAAGCCUAAAACGAUGCCUUCUAGUGUGUGUGUGCUAGGUGUGCCAUGGCACGGGGAUGGUGGCAGCACCUCCUCUCUGUAUCCCUUCGAGCAAGUCUUUAAGCUGCAUUUAUUAGAGUGCUGUGAAGGGUGAGCCCAAGCCUCUUCUCCUCAAUUAAAUCCUUCAGAGACUUCCCUUGCAAUCCGGUGUCUCUGCAGACAGAGCUCGUUGCAGAAGCUGUGCUUUCACCAGGGUACUGGGCGUACAGAGGCAACACUACAGCAUGACGGCAGGUGGGCAGAGUAUUGGAGGAAGUGGCAAGAGGAGUGUUAGGCCCGUGGUACCCAGUACCUGGGUCUCAACGGUGCAUUUGGGGGAGGGUGGGCUUGCCAGUGUGAUUUUUUUUAAAGAAAAUUAUAAUAAUUCAUAAUGGUGCCCCUCAAACACCUCAUUUCAGUUGUGGGUUUGAGUGUCCUUUUUUGUAGUCUUCAUGCGAGAGCGUGUUGCUAUGCUGUGUUUAAUUUGUAAAGUCCAGGAACGCAGCCCUGUGGUGUUUCUGGCAGCCACAGGAGGAAGGGCAGGUUCUUUCUAGGCUGGGCACGGUGAAGCUGCUGCAGGUCACACGCUUCUAUGAGCUGCUGGCUCUGUUAAAAAGCUUCUGGGUGAAGUUUUGGAGGCUGAUGGUACCGCAAGAUGUUGGUAAGGUCUGGGCUGUUGAGGGCGAGUCGGUAAACGCUACAUGGCAGAGGUGAGCAGAAACUGACACUUUGGAAGUUUUGCUGCAGAGGAAGAUUUGCCUCAAAAUUUUAAUUCAGCAAAUGAGGGGUCGCAUGGGCGGAGGGGAGCUCUCCUGGAGCCAGGCACGAAGGGGUUGUGCAGCACUGGUGCAUGAAACAUAGGCGAAGUGGUCAACACACAGGAUGUGAUGUCUCUGGCCGUGAUAUCAGCCCCUUUCGGGGCUGGUCUGGUCUCCUACCAUCGUUCUGAGGGCAAGGGCAGAGCUGGGGGGCAGGGGAUGGAAUGGUUUGUCCUCCCUGGCCCUGCUCUGGCCUCUUCUGCCACAGGGGCAGUGGUGGUGCAGAGUUAACCCAUCGAGACCUGCUGCAUGUGAGCAAGGGCUGCCCUGGCCCUGGGGUUUUGUGUCUCUGGGCGAAUGCUGUCCCUGAGGAGGGGCAGUGUCCGCCUGUGGUGGGGCGUGAGGCCUCUCCUGCAGCGUAGGAACAGCGCACCGAGCAGCUGCGACCCUGCAGUGGGCAAAAUCCAAGUGCUCGGGAUCCUGGUUUCGUAAGUGCAGACUCUGAAGUAUCUGAUACUGAAGAAAAACUUGCGUUUUCCUUCUGUGAAGGAAAUGGGUCUCUUGCUGUUCAGGGGGGAUUCUUACAUUUUUAAAUAAAGCAAAAUGAGAUAAAAGCACAAGGGGCACUGCCCCCCCCCGCCCCCACUGGCUGGCGCUUUGCUUUGUCACCACAGCAGGACGAUGGUGUUGCCCUGCUGAGCACAUUCCUUAGAGCCCAGGGCCUUGCCACGGCUCUGCCAGACACCUCUGCAGCCAAUACAGCACUUCCCCCACACGCGGCUGUUGGCUGGGCCUACAGCAGCACAAGGAGCGAUGGCAGUGCCAAAGGACCCCUGAGCAUCGGGCAGGAGGGAAGGGCCCUCUCACUUCAGCCUGGGCUCUGGUGAGUUUCUGUAGCAUCUUGUAGUGAGGGCCUGACAGAGCAUCGUUCUCAACUGGAAUGUAAUAAGAGGUACAGGUAUCCCCCAAAAAAACAUGGAUUAAAAAAAUCCUUGCGAACAUUUGAAAACCAAACAGCACUGGCGGCAUUCCAGCAGGCUGGAAACAUGGCGAAACAGGCUCUGCAAACACGAGAGAGGCUGGGGUACACAGUAAAAGCCAGUAUCUUUACUUUAGUGAAUGCAGGAUACAAAUAUUUUACAACAACCUCUAGCAUUUUCUUAACCAUUUGAUAAAAAGUUCACUAGAAUAUUUAUUGUAUAUUGAAGAAAAAACAACACAUUCAGGGAAAAAAUUGAGAUUAACUUAUUUUUUUCUUAAAAGAUUCGUCUCAAGGAUGGCAACAAAGUCCAGCUUGUGCCGCCAAACGGCUUAUCAUCAUUAAACCGUGAACAGCUUCUUUGUGAACUGUUGACUACAAACAUUUACCAAAUACAUAAAUCUCUUUUAAAAAAGCCAUUUUAAAUAUAGCAAAGCAGUGUUCUCUUGCACAGCAAAGUGAAGAAAGUUUCUACUAAGAUUUAAAUGUCUACAUUUGUUAAGUCUUUCUUUCACAUUCUAAUUUCACUUCUUCCCAUGAUCAAUUGUUAGGAGUUAUUUUGUUCCUUAUUUACUAUGUAUUUCUUGUGCGCACAGUAAUUCGCAAGUUUCUGAUGCAUUAGUGUCCUUUAAAGUGAAAGGAAAGGCUAAAGCAUUUUUCUCUGACAAACCCCCAAGAACGUACGUUUCCAAUACUACAGCGAGAGCGGGAGAUGGAGAGGUGAUUUGUCACAAUAGCAGAUAAAAAUAUUAUAUCAUUCAGACUCGAAUGGGUUCAGACAGGGUUGGAUCCACUUGCAACUCGGUUCAGUGCAGCUAAUUAAAAAAGUAUGGUUUACCUGUUGAAA